Molecule: messenger RNA, 7787 nt
Organism: Porites lobata
Lineage: Eukaryota; Metazoa; Cnidaria; Anthozoa; Scleractinia; Poritidae
Source: the annotation of a GenBank genome assembly
AUGUCUAGGAUGGUAGACUUGAGGUUGCCGGAGGUAAGCACCAUUUUCCAUAUGAUUACCCUGCCCCAAACCAAAGUUCCAAAAGGACGCAGGUAUGCUGUUGGCGUUAAUCAUUACUGUGUAUGAACAAGAAGUUAAUUUGACAGGCGCUAGGGGCACCCAACGAUGGCAUCCUUCUAAAGACAUUGAAAACACUUUUUAGGCUUUUUGAUCUCUACAAAAAUGUACUUUAAGCGAAGCUAUAAAUGAAUUUGUACUUGUUCGGUCAUUCGAGGAGAACUUGAGUCUUUUCGAAAUUACUAGGGCUUCAAUUAUACCACUUUCCCAAAAAAAUUUAGAUGCAAUUCAACGUAUUCCUUUUAUUAAGUGAGGAUUUUUCUGCUGAUUCCUGUCUGGCUCUAUCACAUUUAAUUUUUGAAUCCAAAAAUUUUAGGUUUCCUUUUUGUAAGAAACAUUGCUUUUAAUUACCUGGUCCGUGAAAUGUGAAAAAUUAAACUUCAGAAAAUGGUAGGGAAUUUAUUGAAUAAGCGUUGAAAGUUGUACAUAAAUGCGGAACGAUCAUUUAAAAACUUUUAGCCGCCCUUAAGUACUAGAAAAUUCUAGGGAAUAUUUGCUUCUCCGAACAGAUAUUAAAGAGAAAAAUGUCGUUGGGUCCCCUAAUUUGAGACAGCCUUAAAAAGAAUCAUUCAGCUCAUCGUUUUAAGGGUGUAUAAAAAAUGGCGGACAAUAUCCUCGUCCAUUCAUAAUCAGAUCAAGUAAAAUUAAGACAUUUUUGUAACUGAUCCCCAAAUAACUACAAGGGAAAGCUCUCACAAAAACAUAAACCUACCUUUUGACAAAUAAUCCUACUGACCAAACGUGAUAUUUUCAAAUUAACCCUCGGACGUACACGCCAAGUCAUACCCCCACCAUGGUACAAGGGGGGGGAAACUCCGGCGUUUUUGAUAUGUUGCAGUAUUUCGAAACGAUUUUACCUUUGAAGGAAAGCCUUUGAUCUUCUUAACUAGAUGUGAUGGUAUAUUUUAUGUGUGGUGGCGCUGCUGGAGGUCUAUGACGUCACCAACAAUUGUCGCCGUCUUGGAUUUUUUGGCCAAGAAUUAGAAAGCAGGUUAAAACCGCGAGAAAUGGUAAAUUUUUGCGCUUUCCAUGAAAAAUAACAAAUAAAUAAGCACUUUGCAUGAUCUUAGCCACAACAGUUACUUUUAUUGUUGCAAAAGUUGACAAAACAUGUACUUUCACUAAAAAAUGGCUUGACCACCUGCUACUUAUGACAUAUCUCGUAACCAUAGCAACUGCUCAUCACUGAACUUGUCUCAAAAUGUACGGGAGGAAUGGAGGAACAGCUACUGAAAACUGGUCGGGUGCCAAUGUGUUAUCCUCUAGGAAAAAAAAAACUCAGAAAACCUUAUGGGGGUGGCAUCCACUCCCCACCCCUCCUGUACGUCCGAUGGUUAAGUAACAAUAUCGACAAUAUCUGGUGAAUAAAAUGGAAAGAAAAGAACUAGAACAUUCCAUUUUAUUAAUAGUUCAGAAUAAAAGCAACUGCAUAUCAAACUCAUUGCCCACAAAUGACGACAUUUGCUCUUCAGUGAUCAUUACAUGCAGUGUAUGCUACAGGGCGUGCUCAAAGGUAUUGUAUUUCGCCAUCACAAUUAAGAAAUGGUAAACGUGCAGCGUGCAACCAUGGAGUUAUGGAUGCACGCGGGAGGUUGCUAAGAACGAAAGAAGCGUAAGAGUCUUGAGUGCUUAGCAAACCUCCCAAGUGCAUCCAUAACUCCAUAGUUGCACAGCUGCAACGUUUACCAUUUCUUUUAUAACAUAAUCAAAAGAGAAAAACGUUACUUUCCAUUUGCCUUCGGUAGAGUCAUCGGUAGGAGUUCAUGUAUGCUGCCAUCUGCCCGCGCGUAAACAAAUCAUGUUCUAUGUUUUUCAAAAACUUGCCUUUGAGUUUUUCUUUCGUUGAAUCAACCGUUCUCCGUCUUCAGGUAAAUUGCAAAACGUUUUUCGUUGUUAUUCUGAAUGGCAUCUGUCUACUUGCUCUUAAUAUUGGGGUAAAAACUUAGAGGGAAAACUAUAGCUGCAACUAUAAACACCAACUAAAAAGACUCUAAAAAAUAAGCUAAAAUUAAGUACAUGAAAUAAUUAUCAAGCUUAUUUAUGUGGCAAUUUUUGAAAAAACGUAAAGUAGAAAUGAGAAAAUUUGACUGUAACCUUUAGAAUAACAGGUAACACUAAUUUUAAAAAGAAAUUAACUACCUUUGUAUCGAAAUCUGUCUGGGGAAAUCCAGCUAUGAAAGUCAAAGUUGCAACUGAAAUUCGCCGACACCCAGCCGGCGCUGAAGCUGUUGUUUUUCGACCGUUCUCUGAACGACUGUUAUGAAUGAACACUGAGGAACAAAAUAAUACACAGAGAAGUUGUUUUUUGAAAAAUUUAUUUGAAAACCCAAAUGUUUCUGUACUCAAAUGAAAUUCGCCUAUUCCAGCGUAAUGUUUAAACUAAACCAAAAUUUUUAAUCGAUGCUAUGAAAACUUCACAACAAAGCUGUCUCGAAUUUUAGCGUGUUUCCUAAAAUAUUUGCUUGAAUUUAGCAUCAGCUUGACCAAAAAGUCAAUAACACAAUGCUAAUUGAUAAUUUUACAUUUCAAACAGACUGUUUCUUCUAUAAAAAACACACAAAAUGUACCUUAAAUCUUCGCUCGCUCGAUUUUCCUUCAGCCGACUCUAGCCGCGAGGAAAACAGUGAUUCAUUCAUCCAGGGCAAAUUUGUCGCUUGAUUUUUUCUCUUUUUUCCUUCAAAACGACAGCUUAGUGUUUUCUCCAACUUCCACUUUUCAUUUGUGCAUUUCAUCGGUGUAUUUUAUCGUCAGGAGAGGAGACUUGCUGAAUUUGCCUAAAUUUUACCGCGCUAGCUCAGUUUCUUAGCGAGCACCCACGGGCAAAUGGUAGUGGCUGACUGACCAAUCAGAGCGCGCGAUUUACUAUGUUAUAAAUAAACAUGGGCUAUUGUCCGAAGCGAAUAUCAUGUCCUCCACUGCGUUUUGUGGAAGAAUUCUGUCAGCUCCGCAAAAACAGAUAAAGAAAGUGGAACGAAAAUGCAAAACAGACAGGGAUUUGUAUGAUGUUGAGGUAUUUGAAGUGGAUAGGACGCGAAAACAGCUAAAAUUCAUUUCGUGGGAUUCAGUCACGAAUACGAUGAGUGGCGUGAUUACGAUAAUGAAAGGAAUAUUACUUUCCCUUCGUUCGCUUGGAAAAAAUGUUUUUCCCCUCGAAAGGUCCGCUGGAGGAUAGAGGCAACAUUUUUCACGGUGAUUGUAUCAUUGCAUCAAGAUAAAGUUGUGGUCCGGCAGGAAAGAUGACCCCGAGGUGCGUAUAGAAUUAAAUGUGGAGCUGCGGGAAUAAAAGGAAGAAACGAGGAAUUAUUCAAUAUCCGAAAAUUUAGAAAUCGAACUGUUUGAAAGUAUAAUUAAGCUCCUAUUAAAAUAUUCAUCAUCGCUUCAAACUACUUACUUGUUAAUCUCGUAAGUUUACGAAGGACCGUUCUGCUGGCUGAAUUUCUCACCAUUUUCGCCUUGAAAAUUAUCUUCAGCUGCAGAAACCGCCCGGGGGAAAAGGGGGGGUACUUUAGGAAUUUCUGAGUGGGGAUGUGCCGCUGGGACCCUGGAACCCUUAACCUAUACCAGAGCUACUUCAGCUGAAUUUUGCUACACUAUACCAGAGUAAACUCCCCAAAUCCCCCCUAUCCUAGAGUAGCUGUUUCCCUAGUCUACAUGAACUCUUCAACCAACUAAUCAGUUUCCUAAAAAAUGAUACCCUAUUCUAGACCCAAACGCUCUGAUUUAUAUACCCUAUCCUAGAGCAAACUGCUUGAAAACCAUACCCUUCACAGCGGCACAUACCUAUAUAGCCCAUAUGUGGCAGUACCCCCCCGGGAGAAACCGUCACGGUACAAGCGAAGAGAAGAAAGAGAGCAAGAUGAACCUUCGAAGUCAUUUAGCUCCACCCAAAUCUGCACAAAUCCAGGAGCCGAUUAUCGGCUCCUGACAAAUCUCAACAAAUUACAUAUCAAAACGCGGCAAAUAAAUUCAACUCUUUGAAUUUAGCGGUGCAUUUAUUAUAGCCUGCUUAGUAGGCGCUUGGAAGGAGUGUCUCCUUCUCGCUCGCACGUUUUUUCUUGUGUACAUUUAUUAUUCCGAGCAUGCUUUGUCGAGCCAGUCCGGUUUUUCUCGACCUUCUGCUUUCAAGACCGGUCACGCUUUUGUAAAUUUACAUCCAAACCGACGGAGAAAAAUAUAGAAAUGCCCAAUCGAAAUCUUGACAAAAUAACCUAAGUUUUUCACCACUAGUAGCUUAGAUAGCACUUAGCUCAAUACCGGUGGUGCAUUUGUGAUAGAUCUCCUACUUUGAAAAAGAAAGGCAAUAUUCUGCAGAAAAUAGAGUGUUUUCAGCCCUAUUUUACCGGAAGUUGAGGCCACCCGAUGUGACAUAGGGCAAAUGUCACAAUGAGUUUGAUAUGAAAAAACGAACCUAGUAACCAAAUAAAAAGGUGUUGCUGACCGACUGAUUGCACAAAUGACGUUGACUUUUCUUUAUUUCAACAAGGACUCAAGUGAGUCAAGUCUAAGCGACAGGUUUCAUAAACGGAAGUGGUGGGCAUGUUUGGUUUAUCGUGCGGUUUUGGCUUUGGCCGCAAUGUUGGCUGCAACCAGUUUAGCGAUGUCAAGCUACGCUGUGUAUCAAGUGACAAUGGAUGAAAAAGGUUGCACCAUCUUCAGUCGUUUUUGUAAACUUCACGAAGUUGAAGAGAACACCUCUUAUCGAAUGUGGAAUCCUGUUAGUAUGUCAAACGAUGGUUUGUUGCAGCUAAACCCAUUUGAUGGCAAUGUUUAUUGCAACGGUUCUUUCAGUAACAGUGGAAGUAAGUUUCCCUCGUUUAUUUUUUUUGUCCUAUUUGACGAGGCUACCUGGAAGUACAGACAUAGACUGAUCACAGUCUGCAACUUUCCGCAUAUUGUCGAGAUCAAAGCGCCUAUUGUAACUGUUCAAAUUAACCGAGCGUCACCUGGGCAAGAGUAUCAAACAUGGAGCCCUCCCCUCGGAGCAUUGUUAAUGGGCGUUACCAAUAAUAGCCCACGUUCGAUAUAUUAAAAUUCAAAAAUGACUCCGAGGGUUUCUGCUCAUUUUCUGUGUUUGGUUUGGUUUCUUUGUGCUCAAUCUCUUCUGAGAAUUGCGAGACAACGGAGUCGUGAAAAAUUAGCAAUUUUGACCCUAAAGCCAUCCCCCCGAAGUCUAUUAGAAUUUUAAUACAACAAACGUGGGCUAUUUGUUUGAAAUUGGCCAUUUUCCAUGUAAAAAAGUCCAAUUUACCAAAUUCAGCAUGAAGCAGGUGUGUAAAACGAACUAAAGAGCAAUUAUUGAGCUGAAUGGUCAAAAGUCACAGCAAAUACAUUCCCUACGACAAUCUAGCUUAUUAUAAGUAUUGUAAUAUAAAAGAAAAAAGAAAUAAAAUUCCUGUGAACGGGGCCGGAUCGGAGUUUCUGUGCAUGGGGAUAUCGCUUCGCCACUGGCCAGGGAAUAAAUCAUCACGUGGAGUUCGCGUACAUUUAUUUAUUUAUUUUUUUUUCGUUUGAUAUACUCAGCAGGACAACAUAUCAAAGCAGGCACUUUGUAGAUAGAUAUAGAAUAGAUACCGCAGAAUUAGAAUACGUUGAAAUUUGAAUUGUUCCGACCCCAAAAAAUAUAAUCUUUAGUUAGUGGUAUUUUACAGAAAUGUGUGAUUUUGUUCGAGGUUUAUCAAGCCGGUAAACCCUUAGAAAGUGUGAUCUAUUGCUUAAAUUUAAGCUACUCAUUCUCAAAUGAUAUCCCCGAUCCCUUCUCUGCAACUUAUUUCCUGUUUCGAAUAUAACUUUAUGUUUUGUUCUGUUGUGUCAAGGUGGACAGGGUUUAUCGACUGUUACCACCAGUGCGAUUUAUAUGAAAGGGAACGAAGUCAGUCUUCUCUUCAACAACAGCGGUCAACUAUACGCCCUUACUGUAGACACAACGCAGAACGCCAUCAACGUUUUGGUAAAGUAAUUUGUCAUCAUAAUUCAAUGUGCUUGCAAUCAUGUAUGAUGCAUUUCUUUAAAGGUUGUACUCCCUUUCAAUGAUUAAUUAGCCCUCUUUGCUUUUUGGCAUUUUCCUCACUUUAGCUAACUUAGUACCUCUCUUUCUACUAUUUUUUACUGGUGUGAUAUUUCUACCCUCUCCGGCCACCCUCUGCCCUUACUUAGGACGUGCCAUUUACCCUGAUUCUGGACUGUUUAAGUUUCUCUUUACCUACGAUCACGGGAAGCUCACAUGACCUUAGGGUGUACCGUUGGCCCAUGUAUAGGGCAUAAGGUUGUUAGACCCGAUUUGACCCCCCGUCCGGAAGUUCAAUCAAGAAAUGCGGAAAAUAACUUCGCAGGUUGCCAGCGGAUGCUCGAGAAAAUGAGCCCGCAAUCAUGCCCCUAAUUAAAAGAGACCGGACUCUGGAGACAGUCGAAAUUCCAAUGGGCCUACUGUUUACAUGCUUUCAUAGGUCCUUAAAAAAGCGAGAGGCUCCAGAAAGAGGCGGAAGCGUGCAUUCAGGCUUCGUUUAAUAUCCUUGUACAGAGACUUUUAAAGUUUUUUUUUUCAACUGAUUCAGCCAAUUUAAAGUAUGAGGUAUCAACCUGAUUUUAUUUCUCUGCAUAAAUUUCAGCCAUAUUCAUCUGGAAAAUAUCCAGCCAAUUCUCGCUUCACAAUUGAUUACUACUGGAGUUAUACCUUUUUCCGGUACACGGUGGACAACACAACAUUUUUGGGAUGUGAUGGCACGGGCAGGGCUAUGUUGGUGGAUGGGAUGCAGUUCUCUGAUUAUCCAAACCCUCAAGCGCUGUUUAUCCUCAACAAAGUUUAAAAUGCUCGUGAACUGUUGGAUGGCUCAUUUUUUUAGAAAAGGGAAGUGAUGAAGUCACAAAAAUUAAAAUUGCGAAAUUUUGGGGUUAUAAUUGGAUGACAUAUCCAGAAAGAACAAGAUCAAUAAUGUUCACUGGCUGAAAGUCAACCUGUUAGUGUAAAUUGGUGGGGAGGUAUAAGCACCUUUAAGGUGAUGUUACACCGGCCGAUUCGCAGCGACGAUUUUUAGCUCAGUGCAGCAUUACAGCAUUGUUGCGACAUUGUUUCGAAUGGUUGCAACAUUGUUCCAACAUUGCUACGCUGUGUUCCGCUCAAAAUCGUCGUUGCGAAUCGUCACGUGUAACAUCGCCUUUAUGCUCCGAUGACUCCAUCAUAUCCUUCUAGAGUGGACCAAGGUCGUUCUUUAUGAUCCAGCCAAUUUUAGAAGGAUUUAUACGGAGUCAUCACAGCAUAACGGUACAUUUUUCUUCCUCCUAUUUACACUGACGGGCUGAUUUAUGGCAAGGGUCUUUAAUUUUUGAUCUUGUUUUUCUGAAUGUGUCCAUUCUAUAUUGUCACAAAUUUGAAUGUUUGUGACGUUAACACGUAGUCUUCACUGUAUUAAUCACUUGCCUUGUUAGUAUUACUACUAUACUUUACUGCCUAUUCGUCGUUGUUGUUGCAAACGGAAGCUGAUUCUCAAAAUGAACGGUUGAAUUCUUAUCUUUCCCUUAUUAGAAACUAAUAUGUAAACAAUUUCCUUUUAGAGCUAGGCUCCCUUUACAAAGAAACCGUUUAAGGAUUAAUAUCAUUUUGUAACAAACAGGUUCAGUCGUUUUCGAAGAAUUAAUUUAAAACAAUUUAAAACUUCGAAAAAAUACAGGUAGCC